AUGAUGGCUAAGAUCCUUGUAGCAUGUGCCUUUGUGGCCUACGUACAAGCAGGUUUCAUAGGGGACAGUGGACAUGGAUCAGCUACAUCUUAUGCGAAUGCUGAAGCAGCCUCCUACCAUUCUGCUCCGGUGGAAGUGGCUGCACAUUCUGUUUCUGUGGAAAAAUCUGUGGAUUACCACGCAUACCCUAAGUACGAAUUCAACUAUGGGGUAGGUGACGGUCACACCGGAGACCACAAAUCACAAAAGGAAGAACGUGAUGGUGAUGUGGUCAAAGGCUCUUACUCCUUGGUUGAGCCUGAUGGUACAAUUAGAACCGUCCACUACACCGCUGAUGACCACAACGGUUUCAACGCAAUCGUUACCAGAUCUGGCCAUGCCAUCCACCCACAGCCAAUCAAAACGGUGAUAGCUGAACCCGUGGCCGAACAUGGAGGUUACGAACAAGGAGGCUACGAACAUGGUUAUGGACAUUAG
Coccinella septempunctata (seven-spotted ladybird) is the source of this 477-nucleotide messenger RNA. Its product is annotated as cuticle protein 7-like. The transcript is spliced from 3 exons. Gene Ontology annotation, cellular component: extracellular matrix. Bases 1 to 477 code for a protein of 158 amino acids. The record is from RefSeq and is a predicted model, not a curated record. NCBI's taxonomy places the organism in Eukaryota, Metazoa, Arthropoda, Insecta, Coleoptera, Coccinellidae.